AAAUCAAGCUCGUGUCCGGCUAUUCCCCCCCCUUGUUUCAACUUUCAACGAAACGGGAUAAAUUUGACUCGCGAGUAGCGACUUGGGAGUUUUGGAGGGGGAAGAGGAAGGGAGCGUCUGCGCCAACCUUUGCAAGUUGCAACGAUAUUUCGGCUGUUUCUUUCUUUUUCUUCUCAUCAGUUACCAUGGUUUAGAGCCGCUUGACUCCGCACCGUGCUUUCCGAUUCCUCGAAUUUUCGGUUUGUCUCCGACUCCAAUCCAUUUCCUCCACUUUUGUUAUCCCGACUGGUACGACUACUUAAUUCAAAUUGUCGGGGUUCGCUGCAUUGAAAUGGUCACCACCGAGUGAAGGACAGAGCUUCUAUGCAAGUCGUCGAGCUGUAAUUUCUAUUUUCUAGGGAUCGAACACGAUGCAGUCCGGAUAUGAUAUCCAUGAGCUGUUCCAAGAGGCUAAAAAUCGUUGGCUGAAACCUGCAGAAGUUCUUUUCAUUUUACAGAAUCAUGAAAGUCAGAAGCUCACUGAAGAGCCCCUUCAAAGGCCUCCAGGUGGGUCUUUAUUCCUUUUCAACAAGAGGGUGCUUCGUUUUUUUCGUAGAGAUGGUCAUAUUUGGCGAAAAAAGAAGGAUGGUAGAACAGUUGGGGAAGCACAUGAAAGGCUUAAGGUUGGAAAUGUUGAAGCUUUAAAUUGUUAUUAUGCACAUGGAGAACAGAAUCCAAGUUUUCAGAGGCGAAGCUAUUGGAUGCUUGAUCCGGCAUAUGAACACAUUGUUCUUGUUCAUUAUAGAGAAGUUAGUGAGGGAAGGAGGUACAAUGCUGGAUCAAUAUCUAACCUGUCUCCAGGCUUCUCUUCUACUCCAGGUCCCAGCUUCUAUACUGCCCAAAAUCCAAGCUCUUCUUCCGGAACAAAUGAACUAAAUGAACCAUAUCAUACUUCAUUUAGUCCAGGAUCUGUGGAAGUGAGUUCUGAGUCAGUUAAAAGGAAAAAUGGGCUAGAUCAGUUGGAGGGAAUGGAUGAAGUAGGGAAAUUUAAUAGUUUGUCAGAUUCUCAGAUUAAUCAAGCACUGCGUAGGAUUGAGGAGCAAUUAAGUUUAAAUGAUGAUGACUUAGCAGAAGAGCUUUCUUCAUACUAUUUUGAAAAUGAGAAAUCCAAAGAACCUGUUGUUUUAGAAUAUGAAAAGGGGAGACUCAAAGAGGAUCAAGAUGUAAUUCUGCUACAUGCAUCAGAAUAUAGAGUACACGAUCAACAUUAUGGUGGUAAUGCUGGAAAGCAAGAUGAUUCAACCAACAGCCAGUUGCUAAAAAAUGCAGGUGAUAAAAAGGAACACCUUCUUCAGCCAUCUGUUCCAGAAUGUGCAGUUGAAAGGAUAGAAUCUCCGUCUUGGAAAGAUAUGUUAACUGUGAUUGACCAAGAGAAAGUUUUCGACAAAUCAAAUGGAAAUGAAAAACCGCUAUCUUCAGGAAGUGGAAAAGUCUCUUCAAACCUUGUUGAACAUCAAGAAGACUGGCCUUCCCAGUGGCUAGAGCCUGGUGGAUAUAAUGGAGAAUAUGGUAGUUACAAAACAAAUGAGGACAUGCAAAUCUCAGCAGCUAGACAAUUUCUGUUAAGCUCUGACAGCUUUCUUGAAUCUCCAACAUUAACAUCACUGCUUCAGGAAGUUGAGAAAUCUAAAUUUUCUGCAUUUUCUUCUGGAAUAAGUAUUUUCGAAGCCAACACUUAUAAUAAGAUGUGGUUUGACCAAGAAAGUCCACUUGGAAUUCCUCUUGGAGCAGAUUCAUCAAAUUUGAUUAUAGCACAGAAACAGAGGUUUACCAUUUCUGAAAUAUCCCCAGAAUGGGGUUAUGCCAAUGAGAACACAAAGGUCAUUAUUACUGGAUCCUUUCUUUGUGAUCCUUCUGAAUGUGCAUGGGCUUGUAUGUUUGGUGAUACUGAGGUUCCUGUAGAAAUGAUUCAGGAAGGUGUCCUUCGUUGCCAGGCUCCUUCACACAUUCCUGGAAAAGUCAGUGUGUGUAUCACUAGUGGAAAUAAAGAAUCCUGCAGUGAGAUCAAAGAGUUUGAAUACCGCAUGAAGCUGAUGAGAUGUGAGCACUGUAAGCUACCCCAUGCAGGAGUAAAUGAGAGCACAGAAGAACUGUUGUUGCUUGUCAGAUUUGCACAGAUGCUUCUUUGUGUUUCAUCUACUCAGAAGGAGGAUAGUAUUGAAUCAGAAGCUGACCAAUUUAGCAAAUUGAUUGUUGAUGAAGAUCCAUGGGGACAUAUCAUAGAUGCACUCUUAGUUGGUAGUGAGACCGCAUCCAGCAUCAUGUAUUCUCUUCUGCAAGAACUUUUAAAGGACAAGUUGCAGUGGUGGCUUUUGUCCAGAUGUCAUAAGGAAGGUGAUACUCCUGGAUGUCACUUGUCCAAGAAAGAGCAAGGGAUAAUACAUAUGGUUGCUGGCUUGGGCUUUGAGUGGGCACUAAAUCCUAUUCUUGAUUCUGGCAUCGGUAUUGACUUUCGUGAUGUUAAUGGAUGGACUGCUCUGCAUUGGGCUGCACGUUUUGGAAGGGAAAAGAUGGUUGCUGCACUUUUAGCAGCUGGUGCUUCAGCUGGAGCUGUGACAGACCCUACUUCCAAAGAUCCAAUUGGUAGAAACCCAGCUUCCAUUGCUGCUGCCAGUGGCCACAAGGGACUUGCAGGAUAUCUUUCAGAGAAGGCACUAACUAGCCAUCUUUCGUCCCUCACACUGGAAGAAAGUGAGCUUUCCAAAGGCUCUGCAGUUGUGGAGGCAGAAAGAACUGUGGAAAGCAUUUCAAGGGAAAGCUUCGGUGCCAUUGAUGAUCAGCUCUCCCUUAAAGAUUCCUUGGCUGCAGUCCGAAAUGCAGCUCAGGCUGCUGCACGUAUUCAAUCGGCUUUUCGUGAGCAUUCUUUCAGAAGGAGGCAACAGAGAGAUGCCUGUGCUGGUGCUAAUGUUGACGAAUAUGGUUUUGCUCCAGAUGACAUUAAUGGGCUUUCAGCUGCAUCAAAGUUGGCCUUCCGCAGCUUUCGUGAUCAUAGGUUGGAUAAAGCAGCUUUGUCUAUUCAGAAGAAAUAUCGUGGCUGGAAAGGACGCAAAGACUUUUUAUCACUGCGGCAGAAAGUAGUUAAGAUUCAGGCUCAUGUGCGAGGCCAUCAGGUCAGGAAGAAGUACAAGUUGAUUGUAUGGGCUGUUGGCGUUUUAGAUAAGGUUGUGCUGCGGUGGUGUCGGAGAGGAGUUGGUUUACGAGGAUUCCGGCCAGAAUUGGAGUCAACGGACGAAAGUGAAGAUGAAGACAUUCUCAAGGUGUUCCGAAAACAGAAAGUGGAUGCAGCUAUUGAAGAAGCUCUCUCAACUGUGCUGUCCAUGGUUGAGUCUCCUGAUGCACGUCAACAGUAUCACCGCAUGCUUGAAUGCUACCAUCAGGCAAAGGCUGAAUUCAGUGACGCAAUGAGCGAUACUGCAUCAGCUUUACAGGGCAAUGACGAAUAUAUGGAAAAUGAUAUGUUUCAGUUCCCAUAUGAGCAACUCUAAACGUUCACAGUUUCUGGUUAUUCUGGUGGUCCAAGUUUUUAUUCACCUUGUGGUCUUGUAUACGGUAAUGCCAUUCAGCAGUUGUACAUAAUAUUAUUUUGAUUUAAGAAUAGUUGCAAGUGAUUGUGAUUGGUCACAUAUGAAUACAUGUAACCAUGUUGUAAAUGCUAUGCUUGUAUUUGCUCUACAUGUUUCUUUUUCUUUCCAUACCUAGGAAUUAACUGAUGCUGAUAUGGCUAAUUAAGAUACCAAUUUCCAAUUUUUUUCA
This is a messenger RNA of Nelumbo nucifera (sacred lotus), 3792 nucleotides long. Its product is annotated as calmodulin-binding transcription activator 4-like. Gene Ontology annotation, molecular function: transcription coregulator activity; double-stranded DNA binding; protein binding. The record is from RefSeq and is a predicted model, not a curated record. Lineage: Eukaryota; Viridiplantae; Streptophyta; Magnoliopsida; Proteales; Nelumbonaceae. Gene Ontology annotation, cellular component: nucleus. Gene Ontology annotation, biological process: regulation of transcription by RNA polymerase II.